AGUUCCUCAGCAACGGUUGACAUGAAAAUUGACUGGCUGAUAAAAACAGUGAAAGCAGUCAAGGACGAAAUCGCAUGCAAGAAUGAAGUUAAGAAGAUGAUCAAGGAAGUAGUCGGUGCAGAAAUAGAAGGUCUGAAGCAGCAGAUAAAGGAAUUGAAAAGCAGUGAAAGAGAAAAAAAAAGAAAUGGUGAUUAUUGUCAAACCCAAAAUCCAACAAGAGAGUGAAGCCACUAAAAGAGCGAUAAAAGAGAAGGUAGAUAUCAAAAAUAUUACAGUGGGAAUAACGAAACUAAAGAAAGACAGUAAAGGAACUGUGAUUUUGGGAUGUGAAUCGGGAGAAGAAAUUGAAGUACUGAAGGCUGAAGUUCAAAAUAAAAUGGGUGAGGGUUUCAAAGUUACGGAGUCAACACAGAUGAAAUCGAAGAUAAAGAUAGUAAAUAUAGAGGAAGAGGAACUAAACUUAACAGAUGAAGAACUAGUUGACACAAUUAAGACGCAAAAUGGAAUAGAGGAAACAGAAGGAAGAGAGUGGAAAAUAGUGAAAAGGCUAACCAAAGGAAGACAACAGGAACGUAAUAGAAGAGGACCCAUCGAAGGCUCAAUUAUUCUGGAAGUGGACGAAGCAACACACGAGGAGUUACUGAGCAAACGUAAACUCAGCGUGGGAUGA
Molecule: messenger RNA, 670 nt
Organism: Cephus cinctus (wheat stem sawfly)
Lineage: Eukaryota; Metazoa; Arthropoda; Insecta; Hymenoptera; Cephidae
Exons: 2
Coding region: 185-670 (161 amino acids)
Source: RefSeq, a predicted model, not a curated record